CGCAUGAAUGAUCAACCGACAAGUGCCGAAAUAAAAAAGAAUCGAACAUUGUGGUUAUAAAGAGUGUGUGGCUAACUCCUUUCCAAGAAGGUGUACGUUGCUUGUUCGCACGAGACGAGCCUCAGUCCGUUCGAUUAAGGCGGAAUGAAGUAUGCAGACCUCUUUAUCGAAACAAGCAAUCGGUUGCAUCGGAAAGUGCACUUCCGGCCUGAAUCCUGAAGAAUUAGACCAGAUCACGGAUAAUAUAAAUAAGACAUUGGCGCAUCCACAAGGAAGAGAAAUUUUUAAGAAGUAUUUGGUGCAACGAGACCUCAGGGAUAAUCUUGAGUGUUUAGAGCUGUACGAAACUUGCUGCGACUUUAUCGACCAAGAAAAAAGUUGUUCGCACUCGAAAAAGGAAUCCUCCUUGGAGUCGUUAAUUGAAAAUGUCACACGAGUCAAGGAAAUGGCGGAAGACUUGGAUGGGGUGCCUCAGAUAGAUAUGGCCCUUCUGGAACGUUUCAACGAGGCUUUAAAUAGUGACUCGAGAACAGCUUUACUUGGCGUUUUGGUGGAUACCAGGGAUCGUUCUCGGGAUCAUUUGAGACGCGCUCACGUAGGUUUUAAGAAAUAUGCGUCCGAGCCCUGUCCUAUGACUAAAUAAACGUCCCUUUUCAACGUUUUCACAUUUUUUUACAUAAUCAUUGUCGCAAGUACUAUUAUGACUUGUACAAAUGUUAAACCAUUUCUCUUGGUUUGUGUUGUUCAUUUUUGAAAUGCGACUUAUAAUGUUGCUUAAAUCUGUAAUAAUUAACGUGCUGAGCACGUUGUACGUAUCAGUGUAUAAGUCCUGUGAUGUUUAACAAUCACCAAUUUGUAUUUAUUUAUAUUAUACACAUAAUUUAAUAAAAAAAA
Messenger RNA from Osmia lignaria (orchard mason bee), 894 nucleotides. Lineage: Eukaryota; Metazoa; Arthropoda; Insecta; Hymenoptera; Megachilidae. The record is from RefSeq and is a predicted model, not a curated record.